Molecule: messenger RNA, 3349 nt
Organism: Monopterus albus (swamp eel)
Lineage: Eukaryota; Metazoa; Chordata; Actinopteri; Synbranchiformes; Synbranchidae
Gene: tmem266
Product: transmembrane protein 266
Exons: 11
Coding region: 780-2417 (545 amino acids)
Cellular component (GO): plasma membrane; dendrite
Molecular function (GO): voltage-gated channel activity
Source: RefSeq, a predicted model, not a curated record
AGUUUAUUUAUUUAUUUAGUGCGGGUGAGUUGUUAUCGCGAGGAACUCUGGAGCUCAAGAGGUGAAGUGAAGCGGAGUUUUUCUACGUCGACUCUUCCAGGGUGGCAUAGAAACAGGGACCUCUGCGGGCUCUUGCAGCUUAAUGGAAAUAGAGACUACAUGUGAGUUUCAUUUGACAUCACUGCAUGUCUCGGGGGCUUUUUGUGUAACGCUAGCCCGGUUUCCUCCGUGUUGAUGGCCCCGCUCGUCACACAUCUGUAGCCGCUGGGUUCCCGUUUUCAGCACCUGGACAGCUCCUGGUCGUGAACCUCCUCUUAUUAUCGGGCACAUGGAGUCUCUGGUGUGGUUGUGGGGGAAGCCCUGCAAACGCAUAUGCAUCCCUCCGAAGAUAUCGUUAUCCUCCCGAUUCAGUGACAGUCUCGUCGUUUCCGCAGAAGGAUGGUGCUUGAAGUCCGAAGUAGGUGUUUUUGUCGUGCGCUGUCUUCUGAGAAGCGAUACGGGUGCUUGGCCAACGCAAAUUUAAGGGGAAUCGCAGCCUACACAGAUCAAGAUAAGAGCUUCCCUCACCCUGAUAAUCAUCAUCAUCAUCAUCAUCGGCGAUGAGGGAGAUGUUACCAUCAUCACUGCGAGGGCAAAGCAGUCACGAUCACACUUUACAAAAUGUAGAGCAAGAAGACAGGAGAGGUGUGGUUGGAGCUAGGUCUCUGCAGUGGUGAAAUCACAUUUCACACUUGAGGUCAUUUACUGUGGAUGUCUAUUUUUGACAGCAAGACCUCAACAUGAGCAACCCCCAGGCUCUUCCUCAGGCUGGUGCCUCGGAGCUGGAGGUGAUCUCCCAGCAGGUAGAGGAAGACAACCAGUGCGUGGCCCCUGUUCAGCUGCUCAACUUCGCCUACAGAGAUUUGCCUUUGGCUGCUCUUGACAUAUCCCUUGCUGGAUCCCAGCUCAUCUCCAACCCAGAUGAAGAGGACAACAGAGAUGGGUCAAACUGGCUGAAGCCAUGCUGUGGGAGGAGGGCAGCGCUGUGGCAGGUCUGUCUGCUGUCGGCGGGCUUCAACUGCUUCCUAGUGGCCUGUGUCAUCCUGGUGGUGGUGCUGCUUACGCUGGAGCUGCUUAUAGAUACCAAGCUGCUGCAGUUUAAUAAUGCAUUCCAGUUUGCCAGCAUCAUCCACUGGAUCAGCCUGGCUAUCCUCUCUGUGUUCUUCACCGAGACGGUGUUCAGAAUCGUGGUGCUGGGGAUAUGGGAUUACAUAGAGAACAGAGUAGAGGUGUUUGAUGGAGCUGUCAUCGUCCUUUCUCUGGCCCCAAUGGUGGCCUCCACAGUGGCCAACGGCCCCAGCAGCCCCUGGGACGCUAUUGGUCUCAUCAUCACACUACGCACCUGGAGGGUCAAGAGGAUCAUUGAUGCAUAUGUGCUGCAAGUGAAGGUGGAGAUGGAGCUGGAGAUCCAGCAGUACGAGAAGGCCAAGGCAGUGAGGGAUGAGCAGCUUGAUCGUCUGACCCAGAUCUGUCAGGAACAAGCAUUUGAAAUCAGGCAGCUGAGGGCCCACUUAGCCCAACAGGACCUGGACCUGGUUGCAGAGCGUGAAGCAGCCAUGCAGAUCCACCAUAUGUGGGGUAAACAGAGCAGCAGUUUCCAGGAGGUGGAUGGACUAGCCCCUGGGGCCUCCGAGCAUCACAGGCCAAAUAAAGCUAGGGAGCCCAGGGGGCCCACAGAUCACCAUGGCCAAGAUGACAUGAACAACUACAUCAGCCAGUACUACAGUGAGCCAAGCAGUGAUACAGGGAUCCCAGAUCCUGCACGCAUCAUCACCACAGCAGCCAUAGACGUGCACCUGCCAAACAACCCCAGCCAGCUUCCCUCCACUUUGGUGAGUGCUGACGCAGCACCAUCCAGCUGUCUGCAGCGGACCGGCAGCUCAGUCAGCGAAGCCUCCACAACCACAAUGUCCCACACCAGUUUCAGCGCCCGCCAGCACAGCAUCAGCAGCCACACACUAGGCUCCACCAGGGACUACAGCUCUACAGUGCGCGAGGCCUCCACCUCCACAGACUACAGCGACCAACGCUGCUACCCUCCGCCCUACAGCAGCCCUCUAGCCCUUGGCACUCAGCCACGAGGCAGUCCCAGUGCUGUGGUGCAGGAGCUGCUGUCCUCUCUGUCUGAGGACUCCUGUCUCGCUCAGAAGGGCCUGGACCCUGUCAACCUUAAACCACCCAGCCCAGCAGGCUCCACCAAAGCCAGCCCUGAGCUGGAACACAGGGUCAACAUCUACAACAAGAGGAAUCAGGAGAGCCAAGUCAGGCUUCAUUCAAAGCCGCUCAUUCAUCUGCAGAGCAACGAGCCUCUUCUAGAGGAGAAGUACAGGAUGAUGGAACCAGUGGACACCCCAGUCAGCUGUCUGUCAGAAACAUAAGACAGCACCUGACAUGUUGAACUUCACACAAAACUUAAUGCUCUACUAAACUCCUGUUCUCAUCGGGAGUCACGGGCACAUAAACUGUGUCUGUCACCACCUUUGUACUUUUGGAACUGAGAAGAUGAGCUUGCCAGUGCAGCACAAAGGGAAGGCACAGAAGACAGAAGGAGUCAAACCUCUUAUCAGGCACCACUUAUCAGGAAUUGACACUGUCAAAAACUUGUUUUUACGAAGAAAAAAAAAAAAACAACCAAAAAAGGCAACAGGGCUCAAGCCCAAAAUUUUCAGACAACUUGUUUGUGCAGAAAAUCUGGCUUUUGAUUUGUUAAGUUGUGGUUUGAUUUCUAAGAAGUUAAACCAGGGAGGGCAGGAUGCUGAGGACUUAUUUUCUCAUACAGUUUGUAGGAAUUAUAGAUGCUGGACUGAUUUCUUGGAGAGCCACAAACCAACUCAGUUCCACUGAGCUACAAAGCAUUGAUUUAUCACAAGUGCAUGUAUAUCAGCUGUUUUGAUAGUCUAGUGUCUCCAAACCUAUAAAGUACAGUCCCAUUUGAUUGACUGCUACAGGGUACACUGGCUCAGUUUCAGCUUUGACUUUUCAACUUCUUUCUAAUCUUUGUCUUUCUAUAUCAGCCACGUUAACAUUUUCAUCUAAAUUCUAUGACAGGAAAGAGCAUGGAAAUCUUUUGACUGGGAAAGGACUCAAGUGAUUCAGAGUUUUUCUCCAGGUGCCAUGGAAGCUGACCAAACCCAGAUAAGUUAUGCUGCAUUUCCAGUAUCGGAGCCUAACAAGCGGUAUACCCCAUACUUCCUUAACUAUCACCAAGCAUAACCUCUGGAGUUGAUGCAGAUCAGCCUGCUUUGUAUUUUCUCUGUGUCCAUGGCUGCGUCCGAAACCGCCUACUACCAUACUGUAUAGUAGGCGAAAA